This is a messenger RNA of Symbiodinium sp. CCMP2592, 1329 nucleotides long. Lineage: Eukaryota; Dinophyceae; Suessiales; Symbiodiniaceae. The record is from the annotation of a GenBank genome assembly.
AUGAGGUUGUUUGAGCUGGUUAUGGACAAGUGCCACAUGCAGUUUCCAAGACAGCUCCUUGCAGCUUUGCUUCGCAUUCUCCUGAUCUCGGCAAGUUGUGGUUUCGGCGAACUUUGCCAACCUGAGAUAGAUUGCGUUUCGCAGUGGAGUGCAGAUUAUCAAGAUUACUUCAGACCCCUGUCCUUUGCACGAGUGUAUGCCAAUGAUGCUGGAGCUCCUAUGCCGGACAGUGAGAAGACUUUGUCUGCGAUCGAGCUGCACCGCAUGAAGGACUCUGCGGAUCAGCUCCUUAGUUCAAGAGAGGAAGGUGGCAGGCUUCAGGCGCUGGAUCUUAUCGUUACCGAUGCAACAUAUAAAGUCUUGACAUGUUGGAACUCUGGUGGGCGGUUUUGGUACUUGGAAACUGAUGUUACCAGCUCUACAGCUUGCGUGCCUUCCGUUUGCACUGAAGAGGAUAUUGAGAGGAAUGUUGCCCGGAUGUUCUUUGAAAAGAUAGCUCCGCCCGGUUUCAGCCCGAAAAUCACGGUCGUGCGUGAGCUGUUUCAUUGGGGACAGAUGCAGCUGGACUUCGUCAUCAUUGGGAUGGAUGGUUGUGGAAGCACCUCUGUGCACAGGAUUCUUGCCAAGCAUACGGAAGUCACGUUCACCAACAUAUCCGUGUUCAACGUCGAUGAGGAUUUCUUCCUCAUAGAGACGGGCAGGCAAACGUUGCCUUUCCGUUCUCAAGUGGAGCGCUUGAACCUUUUUCGCAUGGAGCUCCAGGUGCUGAAGGGCAACACUCAGCUGGUCGGGCUUUAUCAGCCCUACAUGUGGCAUGUUGACUUGCUGAGGUUGGCGAUCAGGCAAAUGCCAAACCUGAGGGUACUGGCCACAGUUUGUGACCCUGUAGAUCGCUUUGAGCGUCGCAUGCACGGCCAGAGUAGGCCCUCGGACGAGAAGUUGUCGGAAUCUGUGGCAAAGCAGCUCAACGACGAUGCCUCGGUAAAUCUUGCACAGAAAUGGCGUGGGUGGCAUGCGGCCUUUGGGCACCGAAUUCUUUUUGUUGACCAGCUCAGACUCAGCUCCCAUGCAACGUGGAGUACCAUUUCCAAGUUCUUGAAAAUCCGGCCAUUCCCGCGCACCUUCCGUUUCCCACGCUACAAUGCACGUGGUUCACGGACGAACCUCUGUCAGCACCGGGAACUACUGGACGAGUUGAAGGAGCGCUUCAGGUCGGAGUACGACUUUUUGCAGGAAGUCUUGGGAUCCGAAGGCUUCAAGCACCGCUGGACUCACUGCGAAAGGAUGGAUUCCGUGAACAGCGCAUGCGUGAAGGACAGGUGUGCCUAG